Oldenlandia corymbosa var. corymbosa is the source of this 1324-nucleotide messenger RNA. The record is from the annotation of a GenBank genome assembly. NCBI's taxonomy places the organism in Eukaryota, Viridiplantae, Streptophyta, Magnoliopsida, Gentianales, Rubiaceae.
AUGUUGUUCCAUCGACGAAAGUACUAUAGCUUUAUUGGCUCUUACUUUUAUAUAGUAGUAGAUAGAUAUCCACACAUCUCUGCCUUCACUCAAACCUCUCAUUCUAGCCACAUUUUAUCGCUACCUAACUUUCUUAUAUAACUUCCCAAAAUUCAGACCAUGCUAUAUACUUCUUUGCACGGUCUAUUAGCAUUAAUUCCUUGUCACGUUCUUUGCUCUUCCUCCACUAUAUAAAUCAAUGCAACAACCAUCCAUGAACUCUGCAUUUUUGUACUCCAAAUCCAAGCAUUUUUCUAAAUCUUCUUCCAAUUUUUUUUCCUAAUUUUUUUUUCUUUCUCUAUCAUGGGUUACAAUGAUGUGAAAUUGAUUGGUGCAUGGCCAAGUCCUUUUGUGAUGAGGGCUAGAAUUGCACUCAAUCUCAAGUCAGUGGAAUAUGAAUUUCUUCAAGAAAAAUUUGGUGUCAAAAGUGAGCUACUCCUGAAAUCGAACCCUGUUCAUAAGAAAAUACCAGUUUUGAUUCAUGAUGACAAACCCAUCUGUGAAUCUUUAGUCAUUGUACAAUACAUUGACGAGGUUUGGAGUUCUGGCCCUUCAAUUCUUCCUUCAGAUCCUAAUGAUCGCGCAAUUGCACGUUUUUGGGCUUCUUAUCUUGAUGAUAAGUGGUUUCCAACCAUGAGAGAAAUGAGAGAUGCGCAAGGGGAAGCAAAAAAAGCGGCAAUUUCAACUGUGAUGGAAGGCUUGGCAUACAUGGAAGAAGCAUUUGUGAAGAUCAGCAAAGGCAAAGAGUUUUUUGGGGGAGAGAAAAUUGGAUAUUUGGACAUAGCAUUUGGUUGUUUUUUGGGGUGGCUAAGAGUGAAUGAAAAGAUGAAUGAUCUGAAAUUGUUGGAUGAAACAAAGGUACCAAAUUUGUGGAAAUGGGCUGAAAAUUUCUGCGCUGACAAUGCUGUUAAGGAUGUCAUGCCAGCAACUGAAAAGCUCCUGGAGAUUGUUAAGAUUAUUGCCAAAUCUAAGGCUCCUUAAAAUUGAAGUUUGUUUCUUGACAAUAUCUUUGUUUAUUGUCUAUGAUCUUAUAUCAAAUAAAAACACUCGCUAGCUAGCUAGUAACUUUUGAGUUAGACUUAUGUAUGAUACCACUAUCAUAAAAAAAAAUUUUCUUUUCUUUUUUUGCAAUUUCAAGUUUACUUUGCCUCCCCUAGAGUAUUAAAGAAUUAACAAAAAAAACAGCGGUAUUUAUUAAUACAUGCAGAAAAAAAAUUACAAUAAAAACUUACAACAAAUAUUGUAUCAUCUGAAUUAUUCCCCCAACUUUAAUUGCAUAGACUCC